Molecule: messenger RNA, 8565 nt
Organism: Alligator mississippiensis (American alligator)
Lineage: Eukaryota; Metazoa; Chordata; Crocodylia; Alligatoridae
Gene: ABCC4
Product: ATP binding cassette subfamily C member 4
Exons: 31
Coding region: 314-4306 (1330 amino acids)
Biological process (GO): transmembrane transport
Cellular component (GO): plasma membrane
Molecular function (GO): ATP binding; ABC-type transporter activity; ATP hydrolysis activity
Source: RefSeq, a predicted model, not a curated record
UGGGCUGCAACCUGCUCUUUCCCUGCCGGGCAGGGGCAGGGCCGCGCCGGAGCCUGUCGCUCAGGGCCGUGAAGGAAGGGACUUUGGAGGGGAGCAGGGCACCCGCACCUGGGCUGUUUCCGCGCCAGGCUUUGAAGGCAGGGAGCGGGAGCGGGUCCGGGCAGCCCUCUCCUCUGGGGCGGCUCCGCCCCGGCCCGGCCCGGCCCGGCUCCCGGUUCCCGCCGCCGCUCUGUGCCGCAGAGGCAGGGCCCGGGGCGGCCCCGGAAGCGGCGGGUGCCCGUGCCAGUGCCCGUGCCCCGGGGCUGGCGGCGGCAUGGAGGCGCUGCCCCGCGCGGAGAACCCCAACCCGCUGCAGGGCGCCAACCUCUGCUCGCGGCUCUUCUUCUGGUGGCUGAAUCCUUUAUUUAUUGCUGGUCAUAAACGGAAGCUUGAAGAAGAUGAUAUGUACAAAGUGCUGCCUGAAGAUUCGUCAGAAAGGCUUGGAGAGGAGUUGCAAUGGUACUGGGAAAAGGAGGUCCAAAAAGCAAAAAAAGCAGCAAGAACACCACAUUUAACCAAAGCAAUUAUUCUGUGUUAUUGGAAAUCCUAUCUAGUCUUUGGGCUCUUCACGUUAAUUGAGGAAACCCUCAAGAUAAUACAGCCAAUAUUUUUGGGAAAAAUUAUUAAUUAUUUUGAAAAUUUUGAUCCCCUUGACACUGUUGCUUUGAAUUUUGCCUAUGGCUAUACAGCUGCUUUGUCUGUGUGUACACUCAUUCUAGCUAUAAUGCACCACUUGUACUUUUAUCAUGUGCAACGGGCUGGCAUGAAGUUGAGAGUAGCUAUGUGCCAUAUGAUUUAUCAGAAGGCACUUCGUCUCAGUAACUCAGCUAUGGCAAAAACUACCACUGGCCAAAUAGUAAAUCUUCUGUCAAAUGAUGUGAACAAAUUUGACCAAGUAACAAUUUUCUUACACUUUUUAUGGGCGGGACCACUUCAAGCCAUAGCAGUAACCGUUCUUCUCUGGAUUGAAAUAGGGCCAUCGUGCCUUGCAGGAAUGGCUGUUCUGAUUAUUCUUCUUCCUUUGCAAACCUGUAUUGGGAGGUGGUUUUCUUCAUUCAGGAGCAGAACGGCAGCCUUUACAGAUGUCAGGAUAAGGACCAUGAAUGAAGUCAUAACUGGUAUAAAGAUAAUAAAGAUGUAUGCCUGGGAAAAAGCAUUUGCAGAUCUUGUGAACACUAUAAGAAGGAAGGAAAUUUCCACGGUUCUUAAAAGCUCCUACCUUCGAGGACUGAACUUGGCAUCUUUCUUUGUUGCAAGCAAAAUAACAGUUUUUAUGACUUUCAUGACAUACGUUCUACUUGGCAAUGUUAUCUCUGCAAGUCGGGUGUUUGUUGCAGUGUCACUGUAUGGUGCAGUAAGACUGACAGUAACUCUCUUCUUCCCUGCGGCUAUUGAGAGAGCAUCUGAAGCAGUGGUUAGCAUACGGCGAAUCAAGAACUUUCUGGUCCUUGAUGAGAUUUCAACUUUAAGGUCACAGCUGCAGAGUAACAAUGAGAGGAUUUUGCUUCACGUUCAAGACUUGACUUGUUAUUGGGAUAAGAGUGUGGGAGUCCCAACACUUGCACAGCUUUCAUUUACUGUCAGACCAGGAGAAUUAUUGGCUGUGAUUGGCCCUGUAGGAGCUGGGAAAUCUUCUCUACUAAGUGCUGUACUUGGUGAAGUGCCUAAAGAUGAAGGUUUAAUAAAUGUUAGAGGAAGAAUUGCCUAUGUUUCUCAGCAGCCCUGGGUUUUUUCUGGCACAGUGCGGAGUAACAUUCUAUUUGACAAAGAAUAUGUAAAAGAAAAAUAUGAGAAAGUUCUAAAAGUUUGUGCUCUCAAAAAAGAUAUGGAAUUAUUAGAAGAUGGGGACCUAACUAUUAUAGGGGAUCGUGGAGCUACACUAAGUGGGGGCCAGAAGUCCCGUGUAAAUCUUGCCAGAGCAGUGUAUCAAGAUGCAGAUAUCUACCUCCUGGAUGAUCCACUGAGUGCAGUAGAUGCAGAAGUUGGCAGGCACUUGUUUGAAAAGUGUAUUUGUCAAGCCUUGCACCAAAAGCUCCGUGUUUUAGUGACUCAUCAAUUGCAAUACCUCCAUGCUGUAAACCAGAUUCUAAUCCUAAAAGAUGGUAGAAUGGUGGGGAAAGGGACCUAUUCCGAGUUUCUGAAAUCUGGAAUCGACUUUGCUUCCCUUUUGAAAAUAAAUGGUGAAGAUGAGCAGUUGGCAGUCCCAGGGACCCCCAAAUUGAAGUCAUCAAGGAAUCGUGCUUUUUCACAGUCCUCAGUCUGGUCAGAGGAUUCCUCUGUGCAGUCGCAGAAAGAUGGAGCAAUAGAACAGUUGUGUACUGAACCUGUGCUGACUGCAGUGCCAGAAGAGAGCCGGUCAGAGGGAAAAAUAAACUUUAAAAUAUACAGGAAAUACUUUUCUGCUGGAGCAAACUAUUUUAUCAUUUUUAUACUACUGUUUUUAAAUGUGUUGGCACAGGUUGCUUAUGUGCUCCAGGAUUGGUGGCUUUCCUACUGGGCAAAUCAGCAAAAAAAUCUGAAUGUCACAACAAAUGGAAAUGGAGGAGUAAAUGAGACUAUGCAUCUAGAUCUAACCUUGUAUUUAGGCAUUUAUGCAGGUUUAACAGUGGUUACAAUACUGUUUGGCAUAAUAAGAAGUCUUUUGGUAUUUCAAGUUCUCAUUAAUGCUGGCCAGAUUUUGCACAACAAAAUGUUUCAGUCAAUUUUGAAAGCUCCAGUGUUGUUUUUCGACAGGAACCCUAUUGGGAGAAUCCUAAACCGUUUCUCCAAAGAUAUUGGCCAUCUGGAUGAUUUGCUUCCGUUAACAUUUUUGGACUUUAUGCAGACUCUCCUACAGAUUUUUGGUGUGGUGGGUGUAGCAGUAGCGGUGAUUCCUUGGAUACUCAUCCCUUUAGUUCCACUUUUUAUUCUUUUCAUUUUUCUCCGACGAUAUUUCUUAGCCACAUCGAGAGAUAUUAAACGCCUGGAAUCCACAACUCGAAGUCCAGUAUUUUCCCACCUGUCAUCCUCUCUCCAGGGACUUUGGACUAUUAGGGCUUUGAAGGCAGAGCAAAGGUUUCAAAAAUUAUUUGAUGCUCACCAAGAUCUUCACUCAGAGGCUUGGUUUCUAUUUUUGACAACCUCACGAUGGUUUGCUGUGCGUUUGGAUGCCAUCUGUGCCAUCUUUGUUAUAGUGGUUGCCUUCGGUUCCCUGCUUCUUGCAAAGACUCUGGAUGCAGGACAAGUUGGUUUGGCAUUGUCCUAUGCAAUCACUCUCAUGGGAAUGUUCCAGUGGGGUGUUAGACAAAGCGCUGAAGUUGAAAAUCUGAUGAUAUCAGUAGAAAGAGUAAUGGAAUACACAGAUCUUGAAAAAGAAGCUUCUUGGGAGUCCAGUAGGCGCCCACCACCUGAAUGGCCAGCUCAAGGGAUGAUUGCAUUUGAAAAUGUUAACUUCACUUACAGCUUAGAUGGACCUUUGGUGUUAAGGCACUUUUCUGCCUUAAUCAGAUCAAAAGAGAAGGUUGGAAUAGUGGGAAGAACAGGAGCUGGAAAGAGCUCUUUGAUAGCAGCCCUCUUUCGGCUGGCUGAACCUGAAGGAAGAAUUUGGAUUGAUAAGUACCUGACAACAGAACUGGGACUCCAUGACUUGCGGAAGAAAAUUUCAAUUAUACCUCAGGAGCCUGUUUUGUUCACGGGAACUAUGAGGAAGAACCUGGACCCUUUCAAUGAAUACACUGAUGCAGAGCUGUGGAAUGUCUUGGAAGAGGUGCAACUGAAGGAGGCUGUGGAAGAACUGCCUGAUAAAAUGGAGACACAAUUAGCAGAAUCUGGAUCUAAUUUCAGUGUUGGUCAGAGACAAUUGGUGUGCCUUGCCAGGGCAAUUCUCAAAAAAAAUCGAAUACUAAUUAUUGAUGAAGCAACAGCAAAUGUAGACCCAAGAACAGAUGGGUUGAUUCAAAAGACAAUUCGUGAAAAGUUUGCCCAGUGCACUGUGCUGACGAUUGCACACAGGUUGAACACAAUUAUUGACAGUGACAAGAUUAUGGUUUUGGAUGCAGGGAGACUGAAAGAAUACGAUGAGCCAUACAUUCUGUUACAAGAGAAAGAGAGCCUGUUUUACAAGAUGGUGCAACAAGUAGGCAAGGCAGAAGCUGCUGCUCUGAUUAAAACAGCGGAACGGGUCUACUUCAGCAAGAAUUACCCAGAAGUGAUUCAAAAUGGUCAAGUUGUUGCAGACUCUUCACCAGAUUCUUCCUCAGGAUUCAUCAUUUCUGAGACUGCACUGUGAUCCCAAUUAAACACAGUUAUUUUCUAUAUAUUUGCAAUCCUGAAACUAUAAAUCUGAAACAAGUAAACCCUAGGUGACUGGUGCUUAAAGGAGGGUGGUUUCUUGCACUGGACAUCUAUAACAUUUAUUAGUGAGAAAAUAUAUCAUGUCCUGGUUAUGUUAAUUUCAGUGCAAUAACUUUCUCUUUUUUAAAAUUUCUGUUUCUAAAGGAAUUACAGACACAGAUCCUCUUUGAAAGCUAAUCUAGAGACUUUUCUUAUUAAAAUAGGUGCAGGACACUUAAAACUAGGGUGCUUUCUGGAGGUUUUUAAGAACCUGGAGUUCCCUUAUAUCUUUUGGAAACAAGCAAAAACAUUGUUGAGUUUGCAUUAGAAUGUUAACUUUCCUACAGCAGUUUUGAUAAUCUAUAACUCAGUUGUCUAAGGCAGCAUUUUAUAUAUACAUAUAUAUUCUUACUUCAUAUUUUUACACAGCUGUGUGAAUAGGCAAAAACAAGAGCUGAAAAAGCCAAAAGUACAUUUAAUAGAGGAAAUAAAUAUCCAUGUAUUGGCAUGUUAAAUUAAUUUUUUAAUUAAAUGUAGCAAUGUGCAUACAUUGUCCAAAAAUUAAUGUAAAAAUUGCCAUUUUUCUUUCCUAAGAUCAAAAUGCAAAAGAAGCAACGUUAAUUUACUGGAUUAGAAAUGAAAAUGGUCACAUUUUACGUAUUUGCACUACACAAAUAUUUAAAUAAUGAACUUGCAUUCCACUUUAUCCAGGUAAUCAAAGAAAAAAGUAUUAAAAUAACUUGAAACAUUUGAAAGACUAGUCAUAAGCAAAUAUUUUGUAAUAGAAAGUUAUCUUCAGCGCAGCACAUUGAAAUGUAUACAUUAUUUGCAUUUAUUGUGCCUUAAUAUUUGUGCCUUCAAGCCAAAGCUCUAACUGCAGUUAAUGCAGCAAAUUGAUUCAAUAUACUUUUUAAUGUUUAAAAUUAGUAUAUUUAAUUGUCUUGUAUCAGGGAUUAUACCUGUUUAAUUGAAGCUCUUGAAAUUGUCAUUUUGGUGCACAUGCAUAGAAGGGUAAAAACAACUAGAAUUGUUGAAUGGCCCCUGCUAAUGUUUAAGAAGAAUUUAAUGAAACAGAGAUCUGUUAUGCCCUGAUUCAGCAAGUUAUUUUAACAUAUAGCACUAGUUGCACGACUAAUAAAAAUAAGUGAGUGAAUUAUAUUCUUUGCUUUUCAAAGAGAUGCCUACAAUUUGAUAUUCAAUGCAGUCUAAGCCUAUUUGUCUUAUAGUUAGAGCGCACCUAUGCACGAGCACAGAGGCUGCUCAAAUGAGCUUUAGUUCAAGUACCCCCACUGCCAUUUUAAAGUUUGGGGAUGUUGAUCUACAAGAUGUGGUGGCACUUGAAUUAGAGCGGCUCUUGGAGUGGUUCUAAUUAAAGCGCUGGCUCCCCCACCCCUAGAGCACUUAUAAAAGUGCUGUUAAAGGGCAUUUACAGCUAGUAAAGUGUAGAGAUGGAAAAACACAAAUCACACUGAAAAUAUUGUGGGGGAAAAAGGUGUUGCUUUUUAAAAUGCUGCAGAAAAUUAAUAUUGCACUGUGUUCUACAUGCUGUCUUCCUAUGGGUCCCUUUGCCAAGCAUCCCAAGGACACUGGCCUAAAGUAAAGCAAUCCAUUUCUGCUACAUUUGAUUCCAAUUUGUCCAUCCACCUAGUUGUGGUAUUAUGGUUUCUUGUAAUGUUUCGCAGUUAGCAACAAGUUCCAAAAAUGAAACUCCAUCCUUUUAAUGAAUAGCACCUCACUUCAUAGUAAUUAUCACUGAAGUCAGUGGGGCUACAUUUUAUAUGAUGCUAGUCCUAAUAUGAGGGUCGCAUGUUGUGGUCUGUAAGUUUGGCCAGAGUCUAGUCUUACCUAACCUCAUUGUGCAACCAUGUAAUUGUAUCACAAUCAUGUAAUUUCCAUGUAGUUACUUCUGGACUUACAACACAGCAAGUUUUAAAUGGCUGAGAGGUCACAUCUGCACAGCAAACUUACUGCUCUAAGCAGCGGUGUAUUCAAAUAUGAGCUGACUCCUGAACUGAGAAAGUGUAGCCCUGUUUCCACUAUGCUGUGAGCAGGCUCGUUAGCAUAGCAGUGUCAUGCAGCUGUGCUGUUUAGCUUUUCUUCAAUGCCAUGUGAAUAUAGCCACAAUGCUGCUGGUUCAAGCAGCAGCCCAUAUGGAGCGUGUUUGAAAGCUCUGCUGCUUGGCAUGGUAAGUUUGCUUUGCCUUGACAGUGCUCAUGAGACAAAGUUGCAAUUACACUGCUUCUGAUUCAGGAAGCAGCCCUUUCAGAGCAACACAGUGUGUUUUAAGGGUGCCACUGCCAGGUCUAUUAAGCUGGCAGUCUAGACGUGGCUGAAGAAAAGUGUUGUGCUUGCUCUGUGUAGUAUGUUGGGGAUUUUUGUAAACAAAAUAAGCAAGUGCAGACCGUUGGCCACAAUUUGCAUCACUUUCAAAGAGAAUUAUGUGUAUGGAUCAAGGAUAUAAGGUGGCGCUAGGUCACUUCAGCUAAAAUUACAUCUGUAGCAAUAACACUUGAGUAGAACCAAAAGUUUUUGUCUUCCUCAAGCUUUUUGGGUUGAAAGCUAGAGAAAUCCUAAUAUAUCAGGCAAUGAACUAGCAUAGUCUACUUAGCAGAAUUAACUUGAUACUGUAGCUUUUUGAAUGUACACAAAAAAUGUUAGGCAUCUUUGAGAGUGCUGAUUUUUCUGCUUAACAUGUUUUGACAGGACAAGGCUGACUAUAUAUAUCAAAUCUCAAUGUAACACAAACUGAAAAACAAUGUAACCUGUUAAAAAGCACAACUGGUACUAGUACUUUCAUAGUCUGGUAACCUCUUGCAAUGUGUUAAAUCUAUACUUUACUCUUUCUUUACAAAAGAUAAGCUACAUGAUCGUAAAUUGGAUUUUACCAAGAAAUCAUUAUUCAGUUUGUUUCUUAAUGUCUGCUGCAGUUGUAUUUAAAUGAUUAUUGAUGGUAACAGUGGUUGAUCCAUAUAUCUUCAGGCAAGCAAAAUAUUUGUUAUUGCACUGCACUAUUAACAGUCUAUUUAAACUUGGUAGUUAUUUAAGAUGUAGGAUGGACUUCGUCUUUCAUUCAGUGAGCCUCUUGAUUGCUUAAUGUAUGAAAUCUAUCCCCAGACCAGCCUUUUUCAUUUCCUCUUCAGGUAGAAUUCAAACACACUACAGUAUCCACAUUUGAAAAUGCAUUUAAUUUAUUUGCAACAACAAAACUGCACAAAAUGUACAUGCCUAAACAGGGAUUUCACGGGAAUGAACUCAGUCAUGUAAGUUAGUAAAGCCUUUAGCAUAUUUCUUCACCAACAGCUCCCUUAAAAUUCACUAGAGUUGUCAUUCUAAUAUAAUACUGGAAGUAACUCGUCUUUUUUAAGAGAAGACACAUCAAAACAAGGUCAGAUUUUUGUAUUAUACUAUAAUAAUAUGCUGAAAAUCACCACUAUAUAACCCUUUUUUGUCGUUGUUGUUGGGUGUAAGAGACUAGGAAGUGCCCCCAUUUAUGCUUUAAAAAAUUGUACUUCAGAUGAAAUACCUGUACAAUUUUGUUAUAACUUAGAUCUUUGUGUAAAAGAGAGAAAAAUUCUAUACAAACACAGUCUUCUUUAAAACAGUGUUUUUCUCUGGCCCAGUAAGUCUAUAAGCAAAGUUCUGUCAAAUCCAUUCAUUCUGAAGAUACCAGGUCACUCUUCAGAUGUAGGCUGAAGUACUGACACUAAUAUUGUUCCCCAUGCUUAGAAGAGACAGCUGCUUGAUUUGGUCUAAAUCAGGUAUUCUGGUUAUCUGAGUGAUGUUGACUGGUUCUAACAACUUUCCCAGUCUGUGCUUAAAACGGUAGUAAUAUUAUGCUUGUGGGUAAACAUAGGCUGGAAAUAGAGGAGCCAAGAAAGGUACAAACCUCCCUGCCAGUCUUGCUUUUCACAUCACCCUGUCUCUCCCCAACAAAAAUCUGACCUUAUGAUGUCUGUUUUGAUGUCUCUUCUCUUACAAAAGACCAGUUACUUCCUGUAAUAAUGAUGAUGCACUUCUGACAUCAUAGCAGAAGAAUGGAUUUUUACAUACACUUUAGUAUCUGUAAUGUAACACUUUUUGACCAUUUAACUCUGUUUUCUGUGGUGAACAUUUUUGUGUAAUGACUUCCUUACAAUGUUGUCAUGGAAGGUUUUUUAUUUGGCUAUUUACAAUGAAGCUCUUAUGCAAUAAAAUAUGAUUAUAAAAUCCUCAAAA